UCCCACUUCUGCUCCGGUCUUAAUUCUCAAGUCUUCGAGGUGCAGCGGCAGCAGCGUGCAGACGGGCGGAGCGGCGGUGCAUGUUCGAACCCCCUCCCCCCCUCCUCCCUUCCUCCGGUCGGAUGUCCGAUGACCGGACCGACUCGUGUUUACAUCCGUGCGCGGCGCGCGCAGGCGGGGACGUGCGCUCGGCGCGUCCUCUGAUGCGGAUCGGACCGGAGUGAAGGCGGACCGGGCCGCGGCGGAUGAUCCGGGAAGUACCGGGGCUUUCAUUCUGGGGGUAGAGGAGGGGAGCAUCUGCCGGGACCGCGGACCGGGGGGAACAGUUGGACACCAGCUCCCGCACGAGCAGAAUGACAGGUAAACCGUCGGCGCCCCCUUGUGGUGUGGAGGAGUGAGGGCGUCUGGAUGAAGGCCAUGGAGCUGAAGGUUUGGGUGGACGGAGUGCAGCGCAUCGUGUGCGGCGUCACAGAGUUCACCACGUGCCAGGAGGUGGUCAUCGCUCUGGCGCAGGCCAUCGGGCGCACCGGCAGGUACACGCUGAUUGAGAAGUGGCGCGAGACGGAGCGCCACCUGGCGCCGCACGAGAACCCGGUGGUGUCCCUCAACAAGUGGGGUCAGUACGCCAGCGACGUGCAGCUCAUCCUCCAGCGCACCGGGCCGUCCGUCAGCGAGCGGCCCACGUCCGACGGGCUGGCCCGCGUCCCGGAGCGCGGCCUCUACCGCCAGAGCCUGCCGCCGCUGGCCAAGCUGCGGCCGCCGGGAGCCGACCGCUCGCUCAAACGCAGAGAGCCCAAACGCAAGUCGCUGACCUUCACCGGCGGCGCCAGGGGCCUGCGGGAAAUAUUUGGAAAGAGCAAAGAUGCAGAAGCCAAGCAGGCGCAGCAGCAGCAGCAGCAGCAGCAGCAGCAGCAGCAGCAGCAGCAGCGCGGCGUCAGCCUGAACCUGAGCAGGGUGGGAGGAGGCGGGACGGCGUCUGUGCCCGGCAGUCCGGCCCGGGAGCUGAGCCGCCUGGUGCAGCUGCAGAGAGACAAGCUGCAGGCCCUGGAGGGCCGCCUGCUGGGCUGCGAGGUGGAGCUGCAGGACUGGGAGGAGGCGGCGGGCGACGCCAGUGAAGAGGCAAACUUGGAGGAAGAGCUGCUGCUGGUGGAGCAGCAGGUGAGGAGGAACGAAGCCGAGAUCGAGGAGGAGGAGUUCUGGCAGAACGAGCUGCAGAUCGAGCAGGAGAGCGAGCGGCAGCUGCGCCAGCAGCUCGCCGAGCUGCAGGCGCGUGUGCGCGACUGCGAGGCCAAGCUGUCCGAGUACCUGACGCGCAUACAGAGCAUGGAGGGCGGCCUGGAGCAGGAGAGGAGGCAGCAGGAGGCCGAGCUCAGCCAGAGGGUCAAUGAGGAGGAGGUGCAGGCCCAGCUGGAGAAAGUGAGGGCAGAGUUGGAAACGCAGAGCCAACAAACAGCCCGGCUGGAGAGCAGCUGCAGGGCGCUGGAACGAACGCUGGACCAGUCAGGAAAGAGAUUACAGGAGAAAGAGCAGGAGCUGGAGCUGCUGACGAAGGAGCUCCGACAGGUCAACCUGCAGCAGUUCAUCCAGCAGACCGGCACCAAGGUCACGGUGCUGCCCGCCCAGCCUGCUGCAGAGAACGAGGUGGAGUGCGGCUCUCUGAAGCGCCUGGGCUCGGCCCGCCUCUUACCCAGCGACCUCCGCGCCCUGCAGAGCGCCGUCUCCUCCGGCCUCAACCCCGAAGGCAUCUACGUCUGACAGCCCGACCAUCCGGCGCGCAUUAGCCGCUGUGACAGGAUGGAUUUUUUUUUUUUUUUUUUUUUAAAGCUGGACGGCUCAAGAAAUGACUCCAACAAAACUGCCGGGGAGAAGCAGCGGCGUGGCACCUUAAUUCUGAACGUGUCUGAGGAGAAGAACAAACUCUGGCAACUUCCCUGCACUCGCCUUCUCAACUGAUGUCAACAGGCGUUUGAUGGCCGCGCCGUCCGAACUGCGAGCUCCAGAGAGACGAAAAGCGCAGGCGACCUUUACCUUCAGUCAUGAGAACAUUUAACUCUUCAAAAAAAUAAAUUAAACUGACUGCAUGAGCAUGCGAGAGCCUCCACGCCACACCUGUGCUAUACCCAUAGCCAUAUCUGAUUGCCUUAUUCUGGUGUCUAACAGCCAGAAGUCAAUAAAAUGUAAAGUGGA
Molecule: messenger RNA, 2187 nt
Organism: Salarias fasciatus (jewelled blenny)
Lineage: Eukaryota; Metazoa; Chordata; Actinopteri; Blenniiformes; Blenniidae
Gene: rassf8b
Product: Ras association domain family member 8b
Exons: 9
Coding region: 409-1755 (448 amino acids)
Biological process (GO): signal transduction
Source: RefSeq, a predicted model, not a curated record